AUGCCUCCUCCUCCGAACACACCCCUCGGCCCGAACCCGGCCUCGGAUCUCAAACGGGGAUAUCAGACCGGUUCCUCCCCCGCGGCAGACGACGCGUCGGAUCCGACUCCCUCGAGGCGGACGGGUGAGAUGCGGCAGGAGGGUGACCGGCGCGAGCGGGCUGCCAUGGUUCUGGGGAGUUGGGAGCAACUGUCGUGGCACAGUCACACGUAUGGGGAGAGUAUCCCGCAGACGAGGCUGAGGCUCGAAAAGAUCAUGAAUGGACUCGAGGCUGGAAGCGGAGAGGAGGAGUGGGAGGAUGAGGGAGAGGGUGACGAGAAGGGGAAGGAGAGGGAGAGGGAGAGGGUGGAGAAGCAAAAGAGGAUACGCAGGACUGAGGGGAAUGCCAGGAAAAGGACAGCUGGGAAUGGUUAG
Messenger RNA from Letharia columbiana, 414 nucleotides. RefSeq lists its product as uncharacterized. Lineage: Eukaryota; Fungi; Ascomycota; Lecanoromycetes; Lecanorales; Parmeliaceae. The transcript is spliced from 2 exons. Bases 1 to 414 code for a protein of 137 amino acids. The record is from RefSeq and is a predicted model, not a curated record.